Adineta ricciae is the source of this 870-nucleotide messenger RNA. NCBI's taxonomy places the organism in Eukaryota, Metazoa, Rotifera, Eurotatoria, Adinetida, Adinetidae. The record is from the annotation of a GenBank genome assembly.
AUGGCAACCAGUACAGCUUCGACAGCAAUAACUGGUCUACCGACACGUGGUUUUUUCGAACCGGCGCAGUAUGAGCGUUGUAUUAAUCGAUAUGAAUUCGGUAAACAUAGUUAUGUGAAUUCUCUUCGUUCAUGGUCGAGAAAAUGGCAUGGUGAACUGACGAAAUUAUCCGAAUAUUCUUCGAAUAAGAGAGUUUGGGACCAAAUCGUAUCGACAGGCGAACAAAUGGCAGAUAUUCAUCAAACAAUCGCAUCUAAUCUACACGACAAUAUUCAACCGAAACUGAAACAAUGGAAGAAGGACAAUUACGAAAAAUCGUUUAUAAAUUACAAGAAAUCGAAAGAAUUUGAAAAGGAAUUCGACAAUGUCCAAAAACCAUGGAGCAAACUACUUGAAUCCAUACACGAAGCGAAACAAAACUAUCAUAGAUUAAGUAAAUUAUUAAAGCAAUGCGAACAGCAAAAAUCAUCAAUGCCUGCCGAUGUGCCAAGUGAAACACAAAAACAGAUUGUUGAUCAUUACAUUCAAGUGAGUCUUGAUGUUGACACCGCGCGCACACGAUAUCAACAUUUGUUACGUGACGUUGCGCCUGGUGCUGAAGCAAGACAACGUUAUGAAGCAAAUAUGACUGAAGUCUUUCAACACACCCAAGCAUUCGAAAGGAAACGUCUCGAUUUUUUCAAAGAUAUAUUUACAGAUUACAUCAAAACUCUUCAACAACAAGCAGUUUUCAAUAAAAUGCUUGAUGACUAUGUUCGAGUUUUGCAGACGCAUAAUACUCCAGGGGAUUUGGAUGCUUGGUAUAAUAAUCAUGGGCCUGGUACUAAAUCACACUACCCAAUUUACGAAGAAUAUCAGGAGACUUUGUAA